UCGCUCUGGAAGAAAAAAGGCACAACGUUGAAUGACGAUUUUGGAACGACAACACGUAAUUUAGAUCAACUAGGAUUAUGAUAGUGAGGGACUGGAUGAUAUUUAAAUUGUACUCAGGUUAGCAUGUCAGCGUUUAUUAUCUUUUAACCUACUUGCAAAUCUCCUUAGCAACGCUCCUUGGAUACCGACAAGUGGAGUCAGGAAGCGCGCGUCUCGAAAACGGAAACAACAACAACAACAAAAUUGUCACCGCAUCAAAUGUGUGCUGUUCAAAGCAGGGUGGAAGUGUGCCGAGCUGUCGGACGAUGAAGAUAUGAGUGUGCCUUCUGGAGCAGCUGCAAGCAAAGUGGACAAAGCAGGAAGUUCCCACAAGAAUGGCAAAUUGAAGACCAGUAUUCCGCAUUCGCAACUCCAAUUCCAGGACAGUGCUUUGUCUCCGGCGCUCGCCCUGUUUCCCGCGAACACCGCCGAAGAAGCCAGUGUGACGGACGACUCUCUUUUCCAGAAAAGUCAUGUGGAAUUUUUGCCUUUGAGCGCAAGUCUCGACUUUUCUGCAAGACAGGACUCUGAUGACUGCUCCUUGUCUCAGCACCCUCUAGCCCAGGAGACCCUGACCUCCGAGGGCGAGAGUACUUUAACGCAGCGGGAAGCGGACACAGUUGGCGCCAAGGAGUUGUAUGAAGAGCUGGUGUCCCAGAGCAACACAUCCACUUCACAAAUGGCCCAAAGCGGGCCCAGCGCCCCGGGAUCAGAGCGUGACGGUGCCGAGACGUCCUGCCUGGGUGUUCAAGAAGCCAAGCCCUCCAGCGACCUGUCGCUGGAUUCGGGGGUGACGGCUAAUUCCAAGGUGGGAGCUUCGUCUUCUGUUGUCAGUUUGGAGGUGGACGACUACGCUCCCUGCUGGACCUCACGGCCCGCCUCACCGUCCAAACAGGCAGAGCUCAACAUCGAGGACAGGAUUCCAUUGUAUCUCAAAAACCUCGGUAUUGAUCAGUCGCCCGCCGACAUCUUGACCCCGUUUGCGCCCAGGGGACCGAUCAGGGAGCCCGAAUUCUCACCCACUGAUCUCAGCACCAUCAAGGAUUCUGCCGGGGGGACGCCGAUGAAGAGCGUCACAUCAUCAGAAGCUUGCAGCCCUCUGAGAGCCGGGAUUUCCGAAUCCAGUACAUUAUCGUUCAGCCAGGACGCUUUCCAGGAAGUGCCAUCACUUGUGGGACAGACUGUGACAUCAUCAUCAUCAUCACCACCAACCAACACCCACCAGCUUGCCCCCAGUUCCCACAAAGACCCCCGUUGUGAUAUUUCAGGUCUCCGUGCUCGCUCCUCGCUCUUUGUGCUCCGAUCGCCGUCUUGUUUGGAGAAACCCCAAGAAAGUCCCACCCAGCCGGCCCGCGUGAGCUCCCUCACCGUCGCCCCGCCCGCCGUCGGGAUCCAGGACAGAUUUUCGCCUCGACGGGCUGAGCCGGAAGGCUGCAGCGCCGCCUGUCAGACGCCUCUCGCCGUCAGACCAUCGCCGGCUGUGGAUGAGCAGGAGCCCGUUGCUCUUCCUGCACACGCGCCUGAUGAGCGGGACGAGGCUUUGCUGCCGGACGAUCUCGAGACGCUUCCUGAAGACUCAGAGGAUCAGUCGGCGAUGAGCGACGACAGCGGUCAGAGUUCGCUAACGGUUAGGGUGGCCAAGCUUCUGCGGAGUGGGUCGCAGGCUGAACACAUCUCGGACCAGGCGGACCCAAAACACAAAAAGGACUUCAUCCUGAGUCUGUCGGAAGGCCGCUUCGACUCGUUGCAGUUGGACCAAGAGGAUCGGCGACGCAUUGAAGAGAUCAAGGCGGCGAUGCUCUCCAACCACUUUGUCACGAGUGAGAGCAGCACAGACACAGAGACCACGGCGGCAUCCAGCGUGGCGGCGGCACGGACUUCGCUUUCGGACCUAGCAGGCACGUGGGCGCCUUCCUCCCUCGCGGACUCCGAGCAAACUGUCCCGCAAGGGCGCGACGGCGUCAAGGCGCACACGUCCAUCACCAUUGCUGCCCAUAAGCGCCCCGCUGCCUCCUCCCCGCUGCCACCUGAGCACCUCCCGCCGGCCCAGCUGGACAUGAGGAAUGCUGUGGACAGGAAGUCACCGUUGGCGGUAGACGGAAGCCAGAAUGCGAUCGAAGCGGAGUCGAGCACUGGCCUGGAGGAGCGGGACGGCAAGGAGGAGACGUCCCGGCAGCGGCGCGUGGCGGGGGACACCACCAUCCCCUUCGCUCAUGUGUCGCGCGCCCACCUCACCUUCUCGCCAAAAGCGCCCGAGGCAGCCCCCCGUGCCGCCUCUUCCUCCUCCUCGGCAGAUCUCCCCGGCAACAAGUUUGUUCCGCUGAGGCGCUCCUCACCCGCCGUCAGCAGCACAGACGAGGGCGUCGGCCCGUGCAGCCCCCCGCCCAAGUGGGAUGAACGCAGUCGCCAGACAUCUGCUCUACAUGCCCCGCCUCCUCCUCAUUGUCAUCAUCUUCAUCAUCCUCCUGCUCACUCUGUCACUACCAACACCAUGAGGAGCUACACACCUGAAACACCAGUCAGGGACGAGUGCGCCCCGCAUGUGUCGGCGCCAGCGCUGCGUCCGUACAAGCCCCGCAGCGCCGACCAGCUCUUCUUCAUGCCUCAGGCGGAUGCUGACGCCUCCUCCUCGUGCACCACCAUGGAGAGCUCACGCACAGGUUUUGACGACGCGGUGCCUCCGCUGUUCAGCCCCGAGGUUCUGGGCCAGCAGGACCCAGGCCUGGAUCGCGGCGUCACCAUUAAGCACGCUGAGGGCAUCUACAGCAAGAGGCGCAAUAAAGCACGUGCCACUGCACAGCCGCUGCCUCAGCACCCAGUAGGUGGCGCAGUGGAGUCAAAUGAAGGAUUUCCUCAUGCAAGCCAGCGCAACAGUGCCAUGAUGGAAUGCCUCAGAGCGGGAGGCGGAGUCCCGCGUGAAAUGGACCAAUCGCCACUCGUGCCCACAAGUAGGGAGGCGUGGCUAAUGGAGCAGCUGCAGCGCCUAGCUGAUCUCAUCCUCUCCCCUGGAGGCACCAAUGUGCCACCCGAGAGGAUGCUUUACGGCAGGACUGAGGCUUGGCCGCAGCGGCCGCGCGGUGCCUGUGCUCUUUGUCCUGCCGACAGAGACGAGUCCAGCACCACUACAUCAACGCUGGACACGGAUCGCCUCAUCCGGGCCUUUGGCGCCCACCGCGUCCAAAGCGCCAAGACCUCCAAGAGCUCUGGCCGCCUCCACAAACUCUAUAGGGAUGUGGCCAAGCAGCGGGAGCAGUGGGAGGGGCGGAGCUUCAACACCACUCACUUAGAAACCACCGGCACUGACCCAUCCAACGUGACGGGCGAGUCGUCGUCGACGGGCUCCUACGAAAAGACGCCACAGCGCAGAACCUCCAAGAAGCCCGUCAGCAGAGACAUCCAAGAAGGCGAGGUGGAGAUUGCGUGCAACAACAUGCUCCGUCGCACGCGAGAUGUGGGAACCAUGUUCCCGCCACCGGGGCGAGCGCGUUGGAGCUCGCAAAAAGGUCACAUGACCCCCCUCAAGCACAAGAAGACUCGAACGCCACCCAAAGCGGUGUGGUGGUUCAUCCCGUUGGACGACUCAUCCAAGGAGAAUGAGCCGGACGAGCUGGAAGCGGCGUCACCUGGGCCGAGUACCGUUUGGUACGACCACGGCAAAACGGCAAGAGAACCUCUGAAACCUCGACAACAACUCGACGACGACAAUGAAGUCACUCAUUGUGCGUCCUCCACAAGCGACCACCAAGUCACUUCUCUGCAGGAAGCGCUGGCCAUGCGACGGCCAGAUUUCAUCUUGCACUCACGUCAGCGCGUUCAAAUGUUGAAUUGGCGGAAAAUCAGCACAGGACUGCCAGGCAGCAGGAUGCCGAGGAGGGCGGUGCCCAAGAAGGAAAUGAUGCAGCGCACCAAACAGCUGUGUGAAGGACUUCCAGAGGUUCUCUGCAAGCUGGAGAUGGAGCGAAGGGCCGCGCAACUACGAUUAAACCGGCUCAACCUCCAGAUCUUCAAUAAGAGACUCAAUAAACGUCGCUUGGAGAACCGCAAGACUGUCCAAUAUGAAAAACUUUGGUGAUUUUAAACAUUGGGUUUUUAAAAAUAACACAACUUGUGAUGAUGAUGUCAUUUUUAGAAAUGUUGUAAUAAUAAAAUAUUCAAAAAGAAA
Molecule: messenger RNA, 4201 nt
Organism: Syngnathus typhle (broad-nosed pipefish)
Lineage: Eukaryota; Metazoa; Chordata; Actinopteri; Syngnathiformes; Syngnathidae
Gene: alms1
Product: ALMS1 centrosome and basal body associated protein
Exons: 20
Coding region: 314-4111 (1265 amino acids)
Biological process (GO): regulation of centriole replication
Cellular component (GO): centrosome; centriole; cytosol
Source: RefSeq, a predicted model, not a curated record